AUUAGCGGGAAGCUUUUGAAGUACUGCAAAAAAAAAGAACAAAGUAUGGAUAUUGGGGAAAAAUCUAAAUCUGGUAAAGAUAAUACCAGUAUUUCUGUUGAUGUUGAAAGAAUAGGCUCGGUUGAUCGUCAUUUGAUUAAGACGGGGUUCAACGAUUUUAAUGAUCUUGUUGAUGAAGAGAAAUAUGGUGGUGUUAAAAGAAAGUUAACCGGUAGACAUUUGAGUACUAUAAUUAUUGGUAGUAGUAUUGGUACUGGGUUAUUUAUUGGGAUUAAAUCACCAUUUCAACAUGGUUCACUUUCAUUAUUUUUGGGUUUUAUUAUUUGGGCUUGUCUAAACGUUUAUCCACUUAUGUUGGCUGUUGGUGAAAUGGGAUCAUAUCUUCCAAUCAAAGGUAGUUUUAUUCAUUUUGCUGCAAGAUGGGUUGAUCCUGCUCUUGGUUUUGCUUGUACUAUCAUUUAUGUCUAUACUUGUUUGAUGUUUAUUUGUGUUGAAUUGACUGGGUUUAGUAGUUGUAUAGGAUACUUCACUGAUGUUAAUCCCGGGGUGUUCAUUGCGGUUGGUUUAGUAACGAUCUUUGUUUUCAAUACCAUGGCUGUUAAUUUCUAUGGUGAAAUUGAAUUUGUUGCUACUUUUCUUAAAAUUUUUUUAAUUAUUGGUCUUAUGUUAUUCUCUUUAAUUUCAAUGUGUGGUGGUAAUCCAAAACAUAAUGCUUAUGGUUUCCAACACUGGACUGAAGGUGGUCUCUUUAGACCUUAUCUUGUUGGUGGUGCCACCGGGAAAUUCUUAGGUUGGUGGAAUACUCUUAUUUAUGCUGCUUUUGCUUGUGGUGGUGCCGAUAUUCUUUCAUUGGUUGCUUUUGAAGUGUCUCAACCUCGUAAAAGUAUGGGGAUUGCUGCUAAACGUUCGUAUGUUAGAAUCUAUCUCUUUUAUUUUGGUGGGAUCUUUUUCAUGAAUUGUUUAAUUGCUUCAAAUGAUAAAAAUUUAACUAACGCUACCGAAUUAGGUUUGGUUGGUGCUGCCGCUUCUCCUUGGGUUAUUGGUAUUAGAAAUGUUGGUGUUCAUGGUUUAGAUGCUUUGGUUAAUGUCUUGAUUAUCUCUGCCGCUUGGUCUUGUGGUAAUGCCUUCACUUAUUCUGCCACUAGAUCAAUUUAUUCCGGUUCUUUAGCGGGUUAUUUACCAAGAUUUUUCUCCAAAUGUUUGAAAAAUGGUUGUCCUAUUUAUUGUGUCCUUUUCGCUAUGCUUGUUGGCUGUUUAUCAUUCUUAAACGUUAAAAAUUCAACUAACGUUGUUCUUAAUUGGUUUAUUAAUUUGGCUACCACCGGUAUGAUUUGUACUUAUACCGUUAUUUGGCUUAAUUAUUUCAAAUUCCGUAAAGCUUUGAAAGCCCAAGAUAAAGAAGAUGAAUUCAAUCAAGGUCCUUAUUAUAAAAUGCCAAAAUUCAUUCGUAUCUAUUUCACUCCUUUUGCAUUUUUACUUAAUAAUUUAGUUUUAGUCUUUAAUGGUUUCUGGGUAUUUUUCCCAGGUAAUCUUACUGUUGCUAAUCUUUUCACUUCUUAUUUUGCUCCAGUUUUCUUUGUCAUUGUCUAUUUCGGUUGGAAAAUAUUAAAAAAGACUCAUAUCAGAACUAAUGAAGAAGCUGAUAUUACAACUGGUAAAUCCGAAAUUGAUGAUGAAGAAGAAAUGGAAAGACAAAUUUUGGAAACUAAAGUUAAAAGAAAAGGUUUCUUCUGGUCUUGUUGGUAUAAAUUUAGUGCCUUUGCCUUUGAAUAA
Hyphopichia burtonii NRRL Y-1933 is the source of this 1773-nucleotide messenger RNA. RefSeq names its product Put4p (gene PUT4). Gene Ontology annotation, biological process: amino acid transmembrane transport. NCBI's taxonomy places the organism in Eukaryota, Fungi, Ascomycota, Pichiomycetes, Serinales, Debaryomycetaceae. Gene Ontology annotation, molecular function: amino acid transmembrane transporter activity. Bases 46 to 1773 code for a protein of 575 amino acids. The record is from RefSeq and is a predicted model, not a curated record. Gene Ontology annotation, cellular component: membrane. The transcript has a single exon.